Sciurus carolinensis (gray squirrel) is the source of this 1876-nucleotide messenger RNA. RefSeq names its product spermatogenesis-associated serine-rich protein 2-like. Gene Ontology annotation, molecular function: protein binding. The record is from RefSeq and is a predicted model, not a curated record. Gene Ontology annotation, cellular component: cytoplasm. NCBI's taxonomy places the organism in Eukaryota, Metazoa, Chordata, Mammalia, Rodentia, Sciuridae. The transcript has a single exon.
ACUUUCAACUGUAGACUUCUGUUGGGCAAUUUAAAAUCAGAGAUAAUCUCAGGCCCCAGACAAAGCAAAAGGAUACUUUUCUUCUGUAUUUUUUUGAGAUCAAAGAAACUGCAAUGUCUAGGAAACAAAGCCAGAAGGAUUCAUCAGGAUUCAUUUUUGAUUUACAGUCCAAUACUGUACUGGCCCAGGGAGGUACUUUUGAGAACAUGAAAGAAAAGAUAAAUGCAGUGCGUGCAAUAGUUCCCAAUAAGAGCAACAAUGAGAUCAUCCUGGUUUUGCAGCAUUUUGAUAAUUGUGUGGACAAAACAGUUCAAGCAUUCAUGGAAGGGAGUGCCAGUGAAGUACUCAAAGAAUGGACAGUAACAGGCAAGAAAAAGAACUAAAAGAAGAAAAGCAAACCAAAAUCUACAGCCAAAGCAAGUAACAGUAUCCUAGAUUUCAGUAAAUCGGUUUCCAUUCAAGAGGAGCAAUCUGUGCCUUCCUCAGGAAAAGGUGGCAUUAAUGGUUACCAUGUCAAUGGUGCCAUCAAUGAUACAGAGUCUGUGGACUCACUCAGUGAAGGUUUGGAGACACUUUCAGUAGAUGCCAGAGAACUAGAAGAUCCUGAGUCUGGCUUGCCAGAUACACUGGAUAGAACAGGAUCCGUACUGGAGAAUGGUGUCUCUGACUUUGAGUCCAGGUCUUCAACUGAACACCCUAUUCAGAAUGCCCAACAUUCCAGGAAUGCUGCCAAAUCUCUCUCAAGAUCCACCACAGGACCUCAGUUUUCCAGUCUGGGAAUGGAGGACAUUCCACUCUCCUCCACCAAUAAAAAACUUGAUUCCAAUAUUGAAAAAUCUGUAAAAGACCUCCAGCGCUGCACAGUCUCUCUUGCACGGUAUCGAGUUGUAGUUAAAGAAGAGAUGGAUGCUUCCAUUAAGAAAAUGAAACAAGCUUUUGCUGAACUGCAAAGUUGUUUAAUGGAUCGAGAAGUGGCAUUGCUUGCUGAAAUGGAUAAAGUGAAAGCUGAAGCAAUGGAAAUUUUGCUUAGCCGACAAAAGAAAGCUGAACUUCUAGAGAAGAUGACUGAUGAGGCUGUGCGAAUGUCAGAGGAGCAAUUGGUCGAGCUCAGAGCUGAUAUCAAACACUUUGUUAGUGAACGUAAAUAUGAUGAGGAUCUGGGACGAGUAGCCCGAUUCACCUGUGAUGUAGAGACUCUAAAGAAGAGCAUUGAUUCCUUUGGACAAGUGUCGCAUCCAAAGAACAGCUAUUCAAACAGAUCACGAUGUAGCUCAGUUAUAUCUGUGUCCUUGAGUGACCCAAGUGAUGCCUCUGCUGCUUCCUCUUCGACCUGUGCCUCUGCUGCCAGCCUUACAGGUGCUAACAAGAGAAAUUCAGCACCAGGAGAGACUCCUACAGCCAACAGCAGCCAACCCUACCAGCCUCAUCAGGAAGUAUUGUCGGGGAACAGACGAGGAGGACAAGGCUUCAGGCCUCAAGGCCAAAAGUCCAGUGACCCUAUGAGCCAAGGGCAACAUGACAGUAUGGGUCGUUACAGAAGUAGCUCCUGGUAUUCAUCUGGUUCUAGGUAUCAGAGUGCUCCACCCCAGGCACCUGGAAACACUAGUGAGUGGGGCCAGGCUCACUCUGCAGGGACCAAUGGAACUGGAGCCAGCAUGGAGGCUUGUCCACCCAAGCCCUCAUUCAAAAAGGGGCUCCCCCAGCGCAAACCCAGGACCUCUCAGCCUGAAGCUAUGAACUCUUGAGAGAAAUUCCAAUUGGCCUUUCUUCUGUAUCCCACUUAAUUCAACCUGAUAACUGGACUUUAGAAAACUUAUAGUUAGAUUUAAUAACAAAAAGAAGUUUAUGCAUAUCACUUUUUGUGCCAUUCUAAAUA